GUUCGGUGAUAUACCUUUCUAGCAGGUGCUACUGUUCAUGCGACCCAAUACUUCCUUGUGGCAGGAUCUACGCCACCUUUGUGUUCUUAAUGCUUCGGUUAGAGUGUUAAAUAUUGCAAAGUCGAUAGCUUUGUUACAGUUUGGUAUUUUGUGGAUGAAUUUGAAAGAAAAGGAGCGAUUAGUUAGCAGCGUCGAUGAACACAUGGAGGGUGAAACAAAGAAAACAAUCACUCUAAAAAGGCAGGUGUACACGUUAGAGACAUUUGCUGAAACAUACAAAGAUGAAGGAACAAAAUCGAGUGUGUUUGAUAGCAUUAAGAAAUCAAUGCAAUGUUCUAAGAAAAAAGCUGGAAAGAUUCUUGGAUCCUAUCUUCCAGUUGUUGAAUUUAUACGUAAUUAUAAACUGAAGCAGUAUAUCCUUGGAGAUGUAUUGUCCGGUUUAACAGUCAGUUUCAUGCAACUUCCACAAGCUAUGGGGUUUGGCAUUCUUGCCUCACUACGACCUAUCCAUGGACUCUACACCACGUUUUUCCCCAUGCUUGUUUACCUACUGUUUGGGACAUCGCCGUAUAUAUCAUUUGGAACGAACGCUCUCAUGGCUUUGCUUACACAGACAGUGGUUGAGAGAGAAGCUGAUUCUUUUAUAGCGUCAUUUGCAAAUACAAACGCAUCAAAGCCUACGGAAGAUGAAAUAAUGGACGUUAAAAUCGGAGCUUCCAUGGCAUGUUGUGUACUGGUCGGUAUAUUUCUUGCGGGAAUGGGACUCUUGAAACUUGGUAUAAUAACUACCUAUCUGUCUGUAUCUUUUGUUGGUGGGUUCACUACGGCAGCCGCCGUUCACAUCGCGACUAGCCAAAUUGUCAAAAUAUUCGGAAUUAAAGUGAAAAAUUUUGCCGGGGCCGGCAAGCUUAUACUAACAUACACAGAUCUGUUCAGUAAAAUCACACAAAUAAAAUUUGUCGAAGUUAUCAUCGGAGUGAUCUGUAUCAUUGUACUUCUUCUUGUGAAGAUAUGUAUCAAUGAACGCUACAAUAAGAAGCUGAGAAUGCCAGUUCCAAUUGAUCUUAUUGUGGUAGUUAUUGGAACAAUAAUAUCUCAUUUUGCAAAGUUUGAGGAUGUUUUUGAUGUAAAGAUCGUUGGAGAAAUACCGAGCGGGUUCACUACACCAGCUUUACCAAACUUCGAUAAUGUCGGUAGCUUUGUGAGCGACGCAUUCGUGAUGGCGAUUUUGUCACUUGCUAUGAGUAUUUCAAUGGCGAAAAUCUGUUCAGACAAGCACGGUUUACCAGUAGAUGAUAACCAAGAACUGAUAGCGUACGGUGCCUGUAAUAUUGUGUCAGGAUUCUUCUAUUGUUUCCCUUCCGCUACGGCGCCACCUAGGACAAUGAUAUUGAGUUCACUUGGUGCGAGAACCACGCUAAAUGCCAUCGCUACCUCCGUGUUUCUCCUGUUGGUUAUCCUGGUUAUUGGUCAGCUGUUCGUUUCGCUGCCACUAAGUGUUCUUGCUGCAAUGAUUAUUGUUUCUAUAAAAGAUCUGCUGCUACAGUAUAGAAAUUUACCCAAGAUUUGGAAAGUAAACAAGUAUGACUUUAUCAUUUGGGUUGUGACAAACUCUGUCUGCAUCCUCGUAGACCUGCAUUACGGCAUCAUAGCUGGGGUUGGAAUUUCAAUAUUUCUGACUGUAGUUAAUGACCAGUUGUCUACUGGACAUUUGAUUGGACUUUCUCAAGCUGAAGAUAUUGCGGUCAGAUAUACUGACGGCAAGAAUAUGAGAGAUAUAAACGGGGUCAAGAUCUUCAAAAUACCAACGAAUUUAUAUUUUGCAACUGCAGAGAGAAUGAAGAAUCAGAUUUUCAGGACAAUUAUGAAUCCUAAAAAGUAUUUAAAGAAGACGCAAAAAUUAGAAACUAUGGCCAAGAUUGUUGAUGAAGAGACAGUUGUUGUAAAGAACAAUAUUUCCACCGAGGUUAAUGGGAAACCUACUUCAGCUACUUUGGACGUCAAUCUGAAGUCGCUAGUGCUUGACUGUUCAAUGGUGAAUUACGUCGACAUGGCAGGGAUAACAGCUCUACAACAAGUUAUCAAAGAAUAUAAAACAGUACAAGUAGAUGUCUAUUUUGUUGCUAUCACAGAUAAUGUUUUUGCAACUUUGGAUGCAGGCGAAUUUUUCAAGACCUUCCCCAAGAAUAGCGUCUUUGUUGAUGUGUUCGACGCUGUUUCGGUAUUAAGUUCGCAGGCUGUUAAUUCAACUUCAUCAUCGAAACUAUGAGGUUGCGAAUUUAAAACAAGACGUGGAUAGUUAAAGUAUUAGAUAUUAGUGGGGGCAGUGAUAUCUGAUACUAAUUUACUAGAAAAACUUUGAACCUUACUUGGCAACAGUUUAUGUUAAGCAUGACCUCCACAGGCUGUACGCAAUAAUUUAAGCGAGUCUUGCUUGAUGACUUAUGAACUAUAUCAGCUCUGUAUAUUCGAGAGACCCAAAAUGUGAACAAAAUUAACGUAAGUCUUACAUACCGUAUAAUAUUAUUUUAGCUGCUGCUAAUUUUUAAUAUUUUUUACGACCAAAUAAGAUUCGUAAAUAUUGGCCUCGUAUAAAUUCGCCUCAUACCCGCAAUCUAUAUUUAUAUCUUCUGUUGCUUUUUCUAAUACGGUGCAUGCACUAGCGGCUCUCUGUAAAGUGUGUGAGCGUUUGUCAUGAUACAAAUCUGUGAAGUGUAACUUCAUAUAUAUCCCUACAAUUAGCUGUUUUCUCAAAUGUUUUCAGCACUAUGUUCACUUUCCAUAUUAUAAUUCUUUAUAAAGUCCCCACAAACGGAAAACCUAUGGCAGUGUAUGUAAGGAUGUGCAUAUGACAACUACUACACAGAUAAAUUACACAGACACAGUAAACAUACGCAAAAAGGAUUAAAAAACAAAUAAAGGAAGACAAUGGGGCACCGCCUUGGAACGGUCAGUGGCAUUAAACACUCCACUGCGGACUUUAAACGGGUUUCUGAUGCACUAUUCUCAAUCACGGACAAUGUAAAUUAAAUUAAUACCUGCCAGGUGAAUCCCUCACAUAUGUAAUGGUAACAAAAGGCACAAUAUGUGAUACGCAAAAAAACUCUCUCGUAAUCAAAUACCUAUGCACUCAAUGCCUUUGUAGAUGACAGAGCAACAAGACCACCACUAACGAACAAAAAAAACAGACACACGGCAAAUAUCAAAGCUAAACGAUCCCUGUGGGCGUUAUGGCUGCCUCAUCUGUUACGUUAGAAACAAUCGAAGAAGAUAGCGUAGAGUUUAAUAACAUUCGAUGCGGGACAAAACUUAUGAGUGGUAAACGUUUUAUGAUAUUACCGAAUACCGUCGAAAAUUGCCAUGACCUGCAAACUACAUAACAAAAAAAAGUAAACUUUUCGUGGCCCUUGACGUAGAGGUAUCUAUAAAUUAAAUGUCCAAUAUAUCUGCUUGAUACUAAAUUGUGUUUAUUAUUCGCUUUGUAACCAAAAUUGUACGGCUAGUAUAGCUAACCAGCAAUCUGACUAAAGUACAUCUCCUAUUACGCUACGCAUAGGAUCUGACAACGAGCUAUUGAUGGCCUCGUUCUGACAGCCCUCCCGCUAGCCAAUCAAAAGCUAACUUACAACAUUCUGCAAGCUUUAAAAAGCCUUGGUUUUUGAUAUCAACAAUAUUUAUGUCGAAAGAUAUCAGAUAGGCGGUUAGCUCAGUCGGUAGAGCACCUGCUCUGUAAGCGAGAGGUCCCGGGUUCGAGCCCUGGAUUAACUGCAAAUUUUUCUUACUCUGACAUUCGAACAAGUGGUCUGAUUGGUUCAAACAAAAAUAGAUUUGCGAAAAUAAAAAUAGCAGUAUUGGAAAUCCAAAAUAUACAGAAGACGAAUGUGAAUGGGUCGUUCUCAGAUCUUCGUUUAGAAGAUCAAGUACUUUAGUCAGAUUGAGCUAACCAGAUUUCUAUAUACUGCACGUUAUAUAUAUAUAUAUAUAUGUGUGUGUUUUCAAGAUGAAUAAUGCAGUGGAUAUAGACUUAACUUUCGCGCAGUAAAUAAAGGAUUACUAAGCUCGUUAACCCUGAUGCAUAUAGGUAAACGGGUGCAACAAAACGAUAAUGUAGAUACAAAUUUAUCUUGUGUGUGGUAGAGUGAUAAUGUGUUAAUGCACAUUUUUUUAGUUUGACAGUGGCGUGUAUAAUUUUCCAUAGAGGAAUAUUCAACAUUUACAUUAAGUCACAUGCACUAGAUUAUAUCUUGACAUAUAUUAUCCUUGAAUAAAAAAUAAUUCAUUAGAUAUAAGAAAUUGUGUAGAUAAAUCGUUUGCUUUUCAAAUUUGA
Messenger RNA from Mercenaria mercenaria, 4327 nucleotides. Its product is annotated as sulfate transporter-like. The record is from RefSeq and is a predicted model, not a curated record. Gene Ontology annotation, biological process: transmembrane transport. The transcript is spliced from 2 exons. Gene Ontology annotation, molecular function: chloride transmembrane transporter activity; bicarbonate transmembrane transporter activity; oxalate transmembrane transporter activity. Gene Ontology annotation, cellular component: membrane. Lineage: Eukaryota; Metazoa; Mollusca; Bivalvia; Venerida; Veneridae. The coding region runs from base 38 to 2269 and encodes 743 amino acids.